Messenger RNA from Rattus norvegicus (Norway rat), 2654 nucleotides. Lineage: Eukaryota; Metazoa; Chordata; Mammalia; Rodentia; Muridae. The record is from RefSeq and is a predicted model, not a curated record.
GCGCAGGCACCCGGGGGCGGAGGAGCCGGGGAGGCGGGAGGCGGGAGGCGCCGGGGCCGUUUAAGCGGCCUCCCUCCCGCCCCCAGGCGCCUGCUCUGGCCCGGGCCCUGUGCUGACCGACCCCCGGCGUGGCCCACUCCGGCUCUGCCCAGUUGCGUGGCUCCCGCCUGGCACGCCGGCGGCCUCGGGAGCAGUUCAAGCCCAUGAGGCCGGCGCGCCCUGCCGCCGGUGCAGAAGAGACGGAGCUCCCGGCCCCCGCGGUGGAGCGGAGGAUCAAUGCAGUUCAGGAAUCGAUUCCAGCGUUUCAUGAACCAUCGGGCCCCAGCCAAUGGCCGCUACAAACCAACUUGCUACGAGCAUGCUGCGAAUUGCUACACACACGCAUUCCUCAUCGUUCCAGCCAUUGUGGGCAGCGCCCUCCUCCAUCGGCUGUCCGACGACUGCUGGGAAAAGAUAACAGCAUGGAUCUACGGGAUGGGCCUUUGUGCCCUCUUCAUCGUCUCCACAGUGUUUCACAUUGUAUCAUGGAAGAAGAGCCACUUAAGGUUAAAUCUCCGUGAACUCGGACCCCUGGCAUCUCACAUGCGUUGGUUUAUCUGGCUCAUGGCAGCUGGAGGAACCAUUUACGUAUUUCUCUACCAUGAAAAGUACAAAGUGGUGGAACUUUUCUUCUAUCUCACGAUGGGAUUUUCUCCAGCCUUGGUGGUGACAUCAAUGAAUAACACUGACGGACUUCAAGAGCUUGCCUGUGGGGGCCUGAUCUACUGCCUGGGAGUCGUGUUCUUCAAGAGCGAUGGCAUCAUUCCAUUCGCCCAUGCCAUCUGGCACCUGUUCGUGGCCACAGCCGCCGCCGUACACUACUAUGCCAUUUGGAAGUAUCUUUACCGAAGUCCCACGGACUUUAUUCGGCAUUUGUGACCCGUCUCUGCUAGGCUUUCAAAUCAGUAUUAUCACAGUUGAGGCACUUGAGUGGGGUAAGAGCUGAGCCCUGCGCACAGAAGAGUAAGCAACUUGCACUGACUUCGUUUAAUUUUUUUUUAAUAUAAUUACUGUGAAAGUAUAAAAGCUGCGCCUUGGAGUUCUCCUCUUCACAGGCAACAGAUAAGGUAGCGAAUUAAUUCUUCAUUCCAUUCCACUAUCAUGAAGGACUCGGGGUAGACAUGGCCAGCUGAUGUUUACAAACCAGGAUUUUGUAUUUUUUUUUCUGUUUUACAGAUUUUAACUACGAUGAUUUUUUCUAAAUCAGUAGGUCAGGUUGUCAAAGUCAGUGCAACAAUACAACUUCCUUUUUAAGAAAAACAAGCGCCGUUUCUAUCACGUUUCCCGUUCACUGUGUAAAGAAUCAUGGAAACUUAACACUACUUUUUACCAUGUUUCAUCUUGACAUAACAUGGUUCUUUUUUAAAAGGAGGCUUCGGUUCUUUUGUAAAUUUUUAAGAGAAACUCUCCCAUUGAAAAGCGCACCUGCCCCCCACCACCACGGUUCCUCAUUCGUGCGAAGUUUUGCAGCAAGCGGUCAACAUUCCACAAACAAACAUUAUACCUCUUCUGACGGUUUUAUUAAGUAUGGAGAACUUGCCAAUUUUCUAGAAAAACUGCAGUUUUUUUCCAAACUUUUCUGCCAAUCUCUGACCCUGAAUUCUGUGCUGCUCUGGGCUGACGUCCUUGACCUGGUGUGGGCCACCAGGGCUAAGACAGUGUUUUGAUAUCAUCAACUUUUUCAGAAGACAUAACUUUGCUGUCUGUCUUUGCCACUUUUUCUCCAGGGUCUCUCUCCGCGGUGGAGGAGGAUCCUGUCUGGAUUAUGAUAGUAUUGUUGGGUUGCCCAUCUGCCAGACGCUCCUCCUGAGCUUUCUGAAUUAAUGGUGAAAUCCUAUUGCCACUUUGGUGCCCAACGAAUGGUUCAGUCAUCGUGGUUAAUUAAGCCACUUCAAUUUACUGUAUCAGUUUGAUAUUCAUUUUAAUUGUGGGACUAGACACAGAAACUCACAUUUCUGCCUUUUCCUCUGCAUUUCUCAAUAUACUAUGGUUUUUUUUCCCCACACCGUAAAUACAGCAUUGAUUGACAGGUAGAAACUCGUGUCAAUAGUCUGUGGGUUUUAUGCCAACUCAGUGGAGUGAUAUUUAUAUAUUAUUUCUAGUUCCCUCUCAAUGUCUUAUAUUAAGAUUGAUGUAUUAGUUGCAUUGUUGGUUAAUCUUUCUUGGCGUUUAAGAGAAGUGACGUCACCUUGCCUUUAGAUCAGAUGUUAAUAUCACCUAUUUGUCUAGGAAUAGGCCCGCUCAGUGGAACUGUCAGAUUAAAGAUAUGCUUUAUUAAUUGAAACUCUGUACAGCUGUAAGUUUAAAAGAAGACUUAUUUUGUAUGUCUGUUGAAGCUCUGAUUUUGGUAAAUUGUGAAGGAACAAUGGAUGGGCGGACUUCUGGGAAUUUGUUCAGUGGUCAAGGGAACCCAAGGACAACACCAGCCAGGCCACUCUAGAUGCAUGGUUCUGAACAUUUAGGUGCCUGUUAUUUUACUGUGUAUAUUUUACUUUAAAUAUAUUAACUUUUUGUGGAUUCAUUUAAAGUCUGCUCAUACGCAACACUGUCAAAACCACUAAAAUGUAUGUAAGAACGUGUGCUGUAGAUUAGAAUAAAGUUGUUACUUGGGUUGA